This is a messenger RNA of Botrytis deweyae, 471 nucleotides long. RefSeq lists its product as uncharacterized. The transcript is spliced from 3 exons. Gene Ontology annotation, cellular component: mitochondrion; cytoplasm; cytosol. Gene Ontology annotation, biological process: hydrogen peroxide catabolic process; cellular response to oxidative stress; cell redox homeostasis. NCBI's taxonomy places the organism in Eukaryota, Fungi, Ascomycota, Leotiomycetes, Helotiales, Sclerotiniaceae. The coding region runs from base 1 to 471 and encodes 156 amino acids. The record is from RefSeq and is a predicted model, not a curated record. Gene Ontology annotation, molecular function: thioredoxin peroxidase activity.
AUGGUCAAGGUCGGAGAUUCCAUCCCAACUGUCGAGCUCGCCGAGGGCAACCCAGGCCAAAAGGUCAACAUUGCUGCCGAGAUUGGUGAAGGUUCUGGUAUCAUCAUUGGUGUUCCAGCAGCUUUCAGUCCAACAUGCUCUGAUUCUCACGUUCCUGGUUAUAUCCUUCACCCAAAGCUUGAGUCCGCUGGAAAGGUCUUUGUUGUAUCCGUCAACGAUGCUUUCGUCAUGAACGCAUGGGGUAAAUCUCUUGACGCAGACAAGAAGAGUGGUAUCCGUUUCCUUGGUGACCAAGAUGGAAGCUUCACUCGUGCUUGGGAUCUUGAAUUCCCAGCUGCUCCAUUAUUGGGCACAAACCGAAGCAAGAGAUACGCAAUCGUUAUCGAGGGUGGUAAAGUCAAGAGUGUCAACAUUGAGCCAGAUAACAUUGGACACACUGUCUCCGGCGCUGAUAAGAUUCUUGGAGAGUAA